GCUCCAGCUCCGCGCGUGCGCGAAGGGCCCCGCGCGGCCUUGUGGGGGUUACGGUGCGGGCUCCGUUUCCCGUGGUGCCCCGGGCGGCGGUGGGUCGGCGCGCGCGGCCUUGGCCGGGCGGACUGCGGAGCCAUGGAGAGCGGCUUCGGCUCGGAUUUCGGGGGUUCCAGCGGCGGGAAGCUGGACCCGGGGCUCAUCAUGGAGCAGGUGAAGGUGCAGAUUGCCGUGGCCAACGCGCAGGAACUGCUGCAGAGGAUGACCGACAAGUGUUUCCGGAAGUGCAUUGGGAAGCCGGGAGGCUCCUUGGACAAUUCGGAGCAGAAAUGCAUCGCCAUGUGCAUGGACCGCUAUAUGGACGCCUGGAACACCGUGUCCCGCGCCUACAACUCGCGGCUGCAGCGGGAACGAGCUAACAUGUGACCCGGAGGCGUGGCACCAUCCCGAGAAUCCACGCACGAGGGUCCCCCACCCGGUGCCCAUUUCCAUCGGUGUGCUCUCUGAAGCGGGACUGCCCGCCCAUGGCCUGUGAGGGUGGCGCAGUGCGGGGACAGUCGCGGUGUACCCCUACUAGCGAGCGCAGCUCGGGUCUGGGAAUCCACGGCCUUCCCUGGAGUGCCCAGGUCAGCCUGCUCUCCUGGGCCGAGAACGCUUGUCUGGACCUUGAUGCGGUGGGAGGUGGUUAGGCCCCACCCGACUUGUGGUCUCUUGAGGGAGGACCAAUAAAUUGCUGACCGAGGGGCAGAAAAGGGCAUGCAUUUU
Messenger RNA from Sciurus carolinensis (gray squirrel), 759 nucleotides. It is a transcript of the gene Timm13, whose product is annotated as translocase of inner mitochondrial membrane 13. NCBI's taxonomy places the organism in Eukaryota, Metazoa, Chordata, Mammalia, Rodentia, Sciuridae. The transcript is spliced from 3 exons. Bases 133 to 420 code for a protein of 95 amino acids. The record is from RefSeq and is a predicted model, not a curated record.